Molecule: messenger RNA, 1928 nt
Organism: Alnus glutinosa
Lineage: Eukaryota; Viridiplantae; Streptophyta; Magnoliopsida; Fagales; Betulaceae
Product: suppressor protein SRP40
Exons: 7
Coding region: 85-1725 (546 amino acids)
Molecular function (GO): protein binding
Source: RefSeq, a predicted model, not a curated record
UCCCAUGUCCUAAAACUUGGCCAGUGAACCUCAAAACCCUAAACCCAUCCACACUCACAGAGAGUGGGGAAAAAGCUCGCUCGCAUGCCCAAAACCCUAUUAAGCGAGUACCCAGCAAUAGACCCUUCCCUUCUAGCCCUGAAGCCUCGCCAAGUUCUGCUCGCGAACCCAUUCACCAUGAAGAAGUCCAGCAGCGGCAAGGCCUCCUCCGCUGCCCUAACCGCGGACCAGAAGGCCUGUCUCCUCCAAGCUGUGGCUCAGUUCUUGGACCGCAGUGGCUUCUCAAAGACUCUCAAGAAGUUUCGGUCCGAAGCGCAGGUUGAGAAAGAUGGUCAGAAGGGUUCCACACUGGAUUUGGAAGAAAUUUACCACAAGUAUUUGGAGACGUGGAAUCUUUCCAACACAGAAGUCAACAACCAGAACAAGCAAGAUACAAAGAAUGGUGACACUAGUAAAAGAGAUGAAGAACAUGACUCUACUGAGGUUGUGGAGACUGGAAGCAAGAAAAAUUACAAAAGCAGCGAUAGGGAUAACUAUGCCAUUGUCAAUCAAUCUGGAGCCAAAGGUAAACUUUCUAAUUCUAACAAUGCCAAGGAGAUAGAAACAAAUGAUGUAGCCCCAGAACUAAAUGUAAGAUCUAAAAAGACGAAGAAAAGUAAGAAGAUUUCUGAUUCGCUCGGUCAAGGAACUGAACAAGUCAACACAGAAAUUUCAAAGGGGCCUGCUGGUCUUAUAGUGUGUGUAUCGCAUAUGGAGGAGGAACCUGAUAAGAGAAGCAAGGAGAAAAAGAUAAAGAAAAGCAAGUCAGAUUCCAGAUCUCUUGUUAAUUCUGUGGAACAUCCCCUAUUAGAAUCACUGCCUGGAGCAACUGAAGAAAAAUCUAAAGAUAUGGUACCUUCAGAAGGCCGAAGUGUUGCUGAUUCUGACACAGAGAGAAGAUCUAAGGAUAAAAAGAAAAAGAAAGAUAAGCCUGUUUCUGAUUCUCUUGAUGAUGUCAAGCAAUGUGGCUUGGAGGAUGUGGAGUGUUCAAGAGAUGCCCAAGCUAAUAAUUCUAGUGCUACUGCAGAAGACAAGCGUGUCAAAUCUAAAGGUAAGAAAAAGAAGAAGGAUGAUUUGGAGGAUCUUGAGAUAGGAGAUGUAAAUGGAAACCAUUCUAAAGAUGAUUGUGAGACACCAGAUGAGGAUGUGGCUAACAAGAAGAAGAAAAGUUCCAAAAAAAGAAAAAGAUUGGCGUCUGAAGAAAAUGGUUUCCAGCUUGUCGACAAAAAAGCAGCCGAAGAACUGAAACGUAGAAAGGUAGAAGGUUUGCAACAAUCUGAGAGAAGUGAGCAACCUGCAGAGGUGAAUGCAUCCCUAGGAAGUGAUGAAAGUUCUGGUGAAGAUGGGCAGGCAAAUGGAAUCCUUGAGAAAAAUGGAGAGAAACCCGCAUUUCAAAAAACUAAGAAGCAACAUAAUGGUUCAGUUGAGCCAAAGACAGUUAAUGCUUUUCGGCGGAUAAAAGCUGAGGAGGUAAUAUUCACCGACAAGAGGCUUGAAGAUAAUUCUUACUGGGCAAAGGAUGGGGCAGAAAGUGGCUAUGGUGCAAAAGCACAAGAAAUUCUUGGGCAAGUUAGAGGACGAGAUUUUCGGCAUGAAAAGACCAAGAAGAAGCGUGGGACAUAUAGAGGAGGGCAGAUUGAUUUGCAUUCGCACUCCGUUAAGUUCAAUUAUUCAGAUGACGAAUGAAUAGGAACUUCUUUGUGAGACAAGUCCCCACUUUUUGUUCUUUCUCAUUGCCUUUGAGCACAUAUAUUGCAGCAUGAUUUUUUAUGAGAACUAUGUUAAUUUUAUGUUGCUUUGGUAGUCCUCAUUGUUCCAAUUUCAAACAAAUUUUGAGUCAAUUCAAGGACCUGUUCAUCUUUAUCUAAAUUAUUUUUAGACUUUGAAUC